Messenger RNA from Psilocybe cubensis, 2526 nucleotides. RefSeq lists its product as uncharacterized. Gene Ontology annotation, cellular component: urease complex. Bases 1 to 2526 code for a protein of 841 amino acids. The transcript is spliced from 11 exons. The record is from RefSeq and is a predicted model, not a curated record. NCBI's taxonomy places the organism in Eukaryota, Fungi, Basidiomycota, Agaricomycetes, Agaricales, Agrocybaceae. Gene Ontology annotation, molecular function: nickel cation binding; urease activity. Gene Ontology annotation, biological process: urea catabolic process.
AUGCACCUUCUUCCCAGAGAAGAGGCGAAGCUUUUACUUCAUCAGGCUGGCACACUCGCGCAAAAGCGCCUUGCAAGGGGCCUCCGCCUUAACCAAACCGAAGCUGUUGCUCUUAUUGCUUCGCAGCUCCAGGAGCGUAUUCGAGAUGGUCUGAACAGCGUGGCAGAACUAAUGCACCACGGCAAGACACUGCUUGGAAGACGCCACGUUCUACCUAGCGUUCCGGGAUUGUUGAAAGAAAUCCAAGUGGAAGGGACAUUUGUCGAUGGAGUUUUUCUUGUGACAGUACACGACCCAAUAUGCACAGAAUCUGGAAAUCUUGAAGCUGCCCUAUACGGUUCUUUCUUUCCAGUCCCGUCAGACGACGUGUUCCCCAUUAUUGACGAGGCCGAGUAUGCGCCAGAGAAGACGCCUGGCGCAGUGAUAGCGAAGAAGGAAAGCAUUAUCAUCAACAAAGGGCGCGAAAGGAUCAAACUUAGAGUCACGAACAACGGGGACAGGCCAAUCCAGAUUGGCUCGCAUUACCACUUCAUUGAGACCAACCCCUCCUUGUCAUUUGACAGAAUCAAAUCGUAUGGGAAACGCCUCGACAUCCCUGCUGGUACGGCUGUCCGCUUCGAGCCUGGGGACACCAAGACCGUGUCUCUCGUUUCAAUCUCUGGGUCCAAAAUCAUCUCGGGUGGGAACGCGUUAGCGUCCGGAGUAUAUGAUCCAUCCCCUGAGAGGACAAGUGCUAUUUUGGACGAGAUACUGCGAAAAGGGUUUGCCCAUGUCCCGGAGCCUGGUGCGCUAGAAGUCAACAUGGACGAAAAUGAGAUAGGAAGAGAGGUAUAUAUUUCUAUGUUCGGCCCAACUGUUGGCGAUCGUGUCAGGCUCGGAGACACGACCUUGUGGGUCGAAGUGGAACACGACGAAACUGUUUAUGGAGACGAGGCCAAAUUUGGAGGAGGAAAAUCGAUCCGUGAGGGAAUGGGGCAGGCGACUAAUAGGUCCUCUGAAGAGACCCUCGAUCUCGUUGUCACAAAUGCACUCAUUAUCGACUGGUCUGGAAUCUACAAAGCCGAUAUUGGAGUCAAAAAUGGUUUAAUUGUGGGAAUCGGAAAGGCGGGAAACCCAGAUGUAAUGGCGAAUGUACACCCUUCACUCAUCAUUGGGUCUUCCACGGAAGUUAUUGCUGGCGAAAAGCUCAUCGUCACAGCAGGUGCCAUCGAUGCUCAUGUUCACUACAUCUGCCCCCAGCAGAUCGAAGAAGCUUUGGCAGCCGGUACGACGACUUUCAUUGGAGGUGGAACUGGACCAAGUGCAGGCACGAACGCGACGACGUGCACAAGCAGUCCAUUCUACAUGAGACACAUGCUUGCGGCUACUGACGGCCUCGCCAUGAACGUGGCUUUUACUGGAAAAGGUAACGACGCAGGUCCGACAGCGCUAAGGGAAAUCAUAAAGGCUGGUGCAUGUGGUCUCAAGUUGCACGAAGACUGGGGAUCCACACCAGCUUCUAUCAUCAACUGUCUUGACGUGGCGGACGAAUUUGAUGUGCAGGUGAACAUUCACACUGAUACGCUGAACGAAAGUGGAUUUGUUGAAAGUACCAUCGCUGCAUUUGGGAACCGGACAAUCCAUACCUACCACAGCGAAGGAGCAGGUGGUGGUCAUGCGCCUGAUAUUAUCGUUGUUUGUGGCCUCCCAAACGUCCUGCCGUCUUCAACCAAUCCCACUCGACCAUAUACCAACAACACCCUGGACGAACAUCUAGACAUGUUAAUGGUUUGCCAUCACCUUGACAGAUCCAUUCCUGAAGAUUUAGCAUUCGCCGAAUCACGUAUUCGGGCAGAGACUGUGGCCGCUGAAGAUGUGCUACACGACUCAGGCGCAAUUGCGAUGAUUAGCUCCGACUCACAGGCGAUGGGACGGGUGGGUGAAGUGGUCAGUCGAACAUGGCGUACAGCCAGCAAGCUUCGUGAGUUCAGGGGUCCACUCAAUGAUCUCGGAGACGAGGAAGGCAGGGAUAAUGCAAGAGUCAAGAGAUAUAUCUCGAAAUACACUAUUAACCCGGCAAUUACCCAUGGAAUCAGUCAUAUGGUUGGCCAAGUUGCUGUGGGCACCCUCGCGGAUCUCGUUCUGUGGAAACCGGAAAACUUUGGUUCCAAACCGCAAAUGGUGUUGAAGUCAGGUGUCAUAGUAUGGGCGCAGAUGGGCGAUGCAAAUGCCUCCAUUCCAUCCGUGCAGCCAUUCUACUCCAAGCCAAUGUGGGGCGCCAAAGCUGGCUCAGCUGCCCUGAACUCCGUGGCAUUUGUGUCAGAGGUUUCCAUAACAUCUGGCACGAUAGCGUCCUAUGGUCUCUCCAAACGUGUCGAAGCUGUCCGUGGUUGUCGCCAAGUGACCAAGAAGGACAUGAAGUGGAAUGACGCGACGCCGAAAAUGUCUGUCGACCCAGAGAACUACGAGGUUCGUGCAGAUGGAGAGCUAGCGGAUAUUGCACCAGCCCAGACAUUGCCAUUGUCAAGGGGGUACAAUCUUUUCUGA